Molecule: messenger RNA, 1611 nt
Organism: Daldinia decipiens
Lineage: Eukaryota; Fungi; Ascomycota; Sordariomycetes; Xylariales; Hypoxylaceae
Product: glycoside hydrolase superfamily
Exons: 6
Coding region: 1-1611 (536 amino acids)
Biological process (GO): carbohydrate metabolic process
Molecular function (GO): chitin binding; hydrolase activity, hydrolyzing O-glycosyl compounds
Source: RefSeq, a predicted model, not a curated record
AUGGCCCUCAGGGGAAAGGCGCUAUGUGCUGCCAUCGUCCUUCUGUUAUCCAACCUUUUGCUGCAUACAGUCUCUGCCCAGCUGGAUACGAAUGAAAUGGAGGUCCAGUCAAAUCAGCUCACAGCCUUUGCACUAGAGGCAGGUCUUCAAGCAGCAGAUGAAGAUCCAGACUACACGUGCACUGCAUCCAACCCGUGCAAACUAGGCUGCUGCGGCUCAGUAGACCCAACAACAGGCAAAGGUACUUGCGGCAUGGGUCCGGACUUCUGCGGUGAAGGCUGCAUUUCGACUUGUGACCAGAAGUCCGAGUGCGAUCCGGGCUGGGGCAUGCAGUGGUCUAACGCGAGCGCCUGUCCGCUAAACGUCUGCUGCUCCAAAUUUGGGUUCUGCGGCACGACGCAGGACUUUUGCGCGGGCAAGACGGUUGCAAGUCCGCAGUGUCCAGGGGGAACAAGCGCCGACCAGAAGCUCAUCGGGUACUACGAGGGCUGGAACCUGGCAAGGCCUUGCGGGACCAUGAAGCCUGAAGAAAUCCCUCUGGGUUGGUACACGCAUAUCAACUUCGCCUUCGCGCUAGUCAAUCCUACCACAUUCCGGAUCGACCCCAUGGACGCCAACACAGCAUCUCUCUACAAGCGCGUCACUGCUAUAAAGGAGAAACAGGCCGACCUGAAGGUCUGGAUUGCCAUCGGCGGCUGGGCCAUGAAUGAUCCCGGGCCGUACCGCACUACAUUUUCCGACCUGGCGGCAAGCGAGGCACACCAAGACGCCUUUUUCGAGUCCCUUCUCACGUUUAUGCAGCAGAACGGGUUCGAUGGAGUGGAUAUCGACUGGGAAUAUCCUGUUGCUGAUGAUCGCGGUGGUGUGGCGGCGGACUUCGAUCAUUACCCGAAUUUCAUGAAAAGAUUGAGAGAAAGACUGAAUGCAUCAGGCAAGGAGUAUGGAUUAUCUAUCACUCUGCCCGCAUCUUACUGGUAUCUCCGUGGCUUUGAUCUCAAGGAGCUGGAGCCACAUCUUGAUUGGUUCAACAUCAUGACUUACGAUAUUCACGGUGUCUGGGACCGCACGGUUGAUUCCAUCGGUCCCUACGCUUACGCUCACACCAACUUGACGGAGAUACAACUAGGAUUGGAGCUCCUCUGGCGCAACAACAUCAACCCAGGCCGCGUCGUCAUGGGACUAGGCUUCUACGGUCGCUCAUUCACCAUGAAAGACCCUAACUGCAUGCACUCAGGAUGCGAGUUCAGUGACGGUGCCCACGGUGGUGAGUGUACUGGGACGCCUGGUGUACUUUCGGCAGCGGAAAUUGUAAAGAUCAUUGACAAUGGCGCGACCAUCACGUUUGACGAGGAGGCAGCUGUCAAGAUAGUUACUUGGGACACCAACCAGUGGGUCAGUUGGGAUGAUGCUGAGACGAUGAAGAUUAAAAUGGACUAUGCGAAUCAACGGUGUUUGGGAGGAUGUAUGGUCUGGGCAAUCGACCUAGAUGAUGGUACGCUGCUGGAUGCGCUAGGUAGUGUCUCGUCACGGCCGAAGCAGCGCACCCUGAAGGAUCUCCCAGACAUCCUGCCUGAUUUUGAGUCGCCGUGGCCGGAUACAGAUGAGUUGUGA